AUGUCGUCACCGAAGCCCACCCCUAUGCCUGUCUACGCCAGCACGGCGUACCCACCGCCCACGAGCCCCGCGUCGUCCGCAUCACCGUCAACGCCACCAGGUUCCAUCUACGCCAACAUUCGCCUCGCCUCGCACAGCACCCACGGGACGCCCCACGCUAUCGCCUUCUUCGUCGUCGAGGCGCGGUCGGUCGAGAUAGCGUUGGAUAUUGAAGGCAAGCCUUUCACGGGAAACGAGUCGAACGUGUUCGACCUCGACAGCGACUGGCCAGCUUGCUUCUGCAUUGGCGGCGGCACGACGGCGGCGACGGACUCUUGCUCGAAGGGCCAGGACUGGCGCCCGUCUUUUCUGCCUCUCAGGGCAUCCUAUGUGCACGACUCUCGCGCUGUCUACUACUGCACUCGACACUCUUCCUUUCCCAACUUCCCUGCUCCCCGCUCAGUGACCAUCCGCCCAGCAUUCGCCGCGCCAAGUCACUCCGUCUUGCUCGAGGCUGAACCUCGCCCAUUCCUGCCGCCUCCGCACGGUUGCCUGGGCGUCCACAUGACGAGUAGGGCUGCGGCGCGCAGACCAUCGCUCGCCGGCACGCGAUACGUCCCGUCGCUCGCAACUCCCGCCUGCGACCUACAAUCCCGCCCGUUCCAUCCGGGUCGCAGCGGAUCCCUAGAUGUGCACGGAAACUGUCGGAUCGGUGCCAUCAACUCAGAGAACGGCGGGGCUAAUCAGGCAAAGAACCGGAUCACUGGCGAGUACGGCGUCGUUCCUCAGAGACUGGGUUCGCCGCGUGAGCAUGCCGCUUUUGAGCCCUGCUUACUCGGUGGUAUUGCUGCCAUUGCCCGCUCGUUUGCCCGUAUUCACGAGACGAGCCCAGGGAAGCAGGGCAUACUCGCAGUCGCGUUCGCCGACUAUGAGGGCUACGAGAAAGUCCGCCCUCACGACCGCGUCGACACAGUCGGCCUCGAGUAG
Messenger RNA from Fomitopsis serialis, 966 nucleotides. RefSeq lists its product as uncharacterized. Lineage: Eukaryota; Fungi; Basidiomycota; Agaricomycetes; Polyporales; Fomitopsidaceae. Gene Ontology annotation, biological process: tricarboxylic acid cycle. Gene Ontology annotation, molecular function: aconitate hydratase activity; 4 iron, 4 sulfur cluster binding. The record is from RefSeq and is a predicted model, not a curated record. The transcript is spliced from 6 exons. Gene Ontology annotation, cellular component: mitochondrion; cytosol. The coding region runs from base 1 to 966 and encodes 321 amino acids.